AUGUCCGCUGCGGAGAGGUUGCACGAGGCGGAAGCGCGCCUGGCGGACUUGUCGCAGCGCGAGGAGCGCCUGCAUGCUCAAAUUCUGAGCACGGCGUCUCCCAACCCGGACGUCCUGGUAUUAACCGCUCGCCCUGCGCAGCGCCAAUCCACCGUUCCCCAACCCUAUCGCCUCGGGGUGGUAAAAGGAUUUGGAGGUUACACGCAUCUGCCUAAACCAGUUUGCGCACACGCGCUUGGCAGGCCUCUGCGGUUUGACAAGAGCGGCGGUGCGCUCCAUUUCUGCUGCACUGGCCUUUGCAACCUCUUCUUGAGGACGCUGCUGUGGGUGCUAAGAAUACAGAGAGGCGUCACAGAGCCAUGGGGCCACGAUCCGCAGGAAGUCGCGUCGAACUUGACGACGGUCAUGGACGCGAGGCAGCACGUGAGCAGCCUCCAGGAGUUCCAGGAGCCCAUGAGGGAGCUUGAACGAGCGGCAAAGGCAGUGGUCAGAAGUGUGAAUGGGGACUUGGAGGUCUACUGGCAGGCUGUGGGUUGUGCAUGCGAUUCCUACCGAACUGUGGCACCCCUGUGUUCAAUGGUCCAAUCGACACCCACAGAAUUGGAACACACAGCCCUCCAUGACCUGUCCGGGCAGCUGCUGUCAAGGGCAAUGGCUUCCAUGUCAUCUGCCGAGAGGGCCUGCAGAGAGCACUUGGAGCAACAACUGACAGAUUGUGGGUGGCCACCGCCACUUGCAUCACUGAGUGGUGCCCCUUCUUGGGGGACCUUUUGGGAGCAACUAAGGGAAAAGUCGGUGGACAAGCUCAAUGGCCUGUUAUUAUCCUUUGCCGCACUGACGAUGGUGCAGAUGGUUAUGGAGGAGAGGAGCGGUGAGCCUGUUGGCGAAUGCCUGUGGUUCAUGGAUGUGAUGACCGCCAGACUGGAAGAACGCCUCCAAACUCAUUUUGCGUCUGAUAGGCAGACCAGUGACAUCGACAGGCCAGACUGGCUGUUUGCCACAGCCCUCAAGCUACUCAAGGAGCACGCUGAUGGCAUGACAUUUUUUGAGGGCCGUUUGCAGCCGCAGCCUGUUGAUUACGCCCUGGCAUUUCAACGCAGGAUCCAGGCAGCCGUCAAGGGCAUCUUGCGGUCCUUUCACCUUCCAAGUUUGCUGCUUUUGGGCUCAGGCAGUUUAUGGCGAGACUGGGCGGCUGCUGCGGAACGGUUUGAUAGAGGUGUGGCAGAGGCCAUAGCACCUGCUGGAGAAGUCCGAUGUGCAUUAAGCAGCGAUGUCCUGCAAGGCUCCCUCAAUGUCUUUUGCGAGCAGCAGGAGUGGAUGGCAGCAUGGUCCCAGGCUGAGGCACAGGCACUUGCAUCAGAGAUCGAACAGCUGAUGGCCGCCCCUGACGCUUGGCAGGCCCCCCAACACGUAAACUGGGAAACUGAAGGUCCUCAGGGUGCAGCUGCAGCAAGUGGGCAUGCCUGCAGCCAUGAACUAUGGCCACCACGCUGUGCCGAGGGGGCUUGGAGCCUUGUGGAAGCUGCUAUUCAACGUGCAGAAGGGCUUGCAGUGGAGCACAGGGUACAGUACUUGAGAAAUGUUGCAGGCAGGGGACUGCAGGAGGUGAUUCGGAAGUUGUCUGCUGUCAUGAGGCAGGCAGAAUCGCACAAGCAGUUGCUUGCGCCAAAUUGGACGCCAAAGGUAUGCGGUUGUGCCUGUGCCGCUCAUUAUGUUGAGCACAACCUCCGGGAGCUGCAGUUCGAUUCGUCUCUACUGGAGGUGGGGGGCGCUGCGGCGUUGUUUAAGACGGAUAUGACCUCCCUUGUGGGAUUCAGGCGAGAGCGGUGCAUGAAGCUCGCCAAGUCCAUUGCGAUGGAGUUUGGGCACACAUCUUCCAACUACAGGAAGCAGCUCCAAAUCUUUGCUGGUACUGGCAUGCUGCUUACCAGUGGGGUGACGCCAACGCUUGCUGAAGCAGUGCUGCAGCUGCACGAGAGAUUUGUCAUGCUCUCCAAUCUUCUGGACGUUGUCUGUUUCCGGGAGGUUUGGAGGGCAGUGGCAAUGGCAGCAACGAGGGUGAUGUUUAAUGACGUGGCAACAGAGGCCCACUUUUCGCAGCAAGGGGCUUUGUUGUUCAAAUCGGAUUGCGAGGCACUAAUGGAGGUGUUUCGGCCAUUCUGCCCCAGGCCUUACACCCACAUGAAGGAGCUCCACGAGGCGUGCAUUUUGCUGAACCUGCCAACGGACACUGCUAGAAAGGUGUACGAGGGCUCGAAGGCUCCCUCCCCGCGUGGUGGCAUAUCCGCGCUGCUGAAGAGCCUCGGCAUCGUCAGACUGAAGCCGGAACAGGCAAUCUGCGUGCUCUUGCAGCGAAUCUGA
Ostreobium quekettii is the source of this 2361-nucleotide messenger RNA. NCBI's taxonomy places the organism in Eukaryota, Viridiplantae, Chlorophyta, Ulvophyceae, Bryopsidales, Ostreobiaceae. The record is from the annotation of a GenBank genome assembly.